CCUUUUGUCACUAUUCGUUAUCUAUCUGUCUUCUCACUGACUUCAAAUCAUUUUUAUACAUAUCAAGUGAUCAUAUCAUAUGUACCUAAUUACCUCUGCGAUUCAGAAUCAGUAGUCAGGGAAGGUUUCUUGCAGAGAAAAGAACUGUUUUGAAACCAUAAACCUCCAAAUCCUUGCUUCUCCCAGAUUCAAAGACUCUUUCCUGCAUGAGAUAUGGAUACUGUAGUAGUCAUCACCCAAGAACCAGUGUUUACAAAGACAAGUGUGGAAGAAGCUCAUGCAGGAGUACUAGUUGACCACUCAACCAUGGACAUAGAUAAAGUAAACCUGAGUACGGUUCUUGCUGAGGUUGUAAAUGGUUCAGGUAUUCAGGGGGAACCAGAAGUUGCUGAGGUUGUAAAUGGUUCAGGGAAUAAAGAAACCGAAGAUUCAACACACGAAAAAGAAGAAGUGAUGAAGACUAUUACCGUUGUAGAAGACAGGAAGAUCGUCAAAGAGAAAGAAAGUGAGACAGAAACGGAUGAACAAGGCACAGUCUUUGUUCAUGAACCCAAAAACACAGACGAUGCGAAGAUAAUCUUAACUGAUGUGACUUUAGAGAAGGGUAAAGAAGAUGAAACUACCCAAAAACCAGAAGAGGUAAGUGUUGAAAAACCGGUGAUAGAAGAAGGUCAAACAGAAAGCAAGAACUCAAAAGAACAAGAGAAGGACAUCUCUAAGGCCAUUGAAGAGAUACCGAUAAAGACUGAUGAAGUAACAGAAGAAAAAGAUUCAAAAACUGUUGAGACCUCUGUAAAUGGAACAGAGGCUGAGCACCAUGAAACCGUUUCAGUAGAAGAAAUCUCGAGGAACCUCGGUGAAAACCUUGUCAAAGAAACAGCUCCGGAACAAGAUGUUGAAACUACAGAAAGAGUCCUUGUUGAAGCAGAAAAAGAUGAAACUGAGACUGUAAAAGACCCUGAGAUCGUUAAUAAUGAAGAAACUACAGUUCAUGACCUGAAAGAGAAUGAAGACACAGUGGAAGCAAUCAAGAACUCAGAUGAGGUGACUGGAGACAAAGAAAAGGAAGAUGACAUCAUCCACAAAGAAGAAGAGGUGCAAGAAAUUCUUACGGUUGUCGAAACGCCUACAAUAGAGAUAAAGGACACUGAAUCCAAAGCUUCAAAGGAGAAUGAGGAACAUGAACAAGUGUUGGUGAGAGACAUACCACAAGACGAUACCCUUGUACUUACAGAUGAGACUGAAAAUAGUUCAACAGUACAAGAAUCUGCAAUCUUGAAGAUUUUGGAGACGAAGAGUGAUGAAACAGAUGCAGAACCGGGUCUUGACCUGAAAGAGGAAGAAGAGACCGUCACGCCAUCUGAUGAGGUGCAAGAAACUAUUAACGUAGUAAUCGAACCGCCAAAACCCUCACCAGAACAAAGAUCCAAAGGUACUGAAGAAGAUGAACAUGUUUUGGGUAGAAACAUGCCACAGGGUGAAGCUGAGUCUCUGGUGACCAAAGAAGACACAGAGCAAGAGAAAACAGACAAGUUUGAAGUUCCAGUAGAUCUUGCAUUGAAGGUAGAUAGAGAGGAACUGAUGGAUGAGAAGAAAGAGACAGAUCAAGCUGCUGGAGCGCAGAUUUUGGAGAGAGGUCUAGCAUUGAAUGAGUCAGAGGCAGAGGAAACCUCCGUUAUAAAGCAUCCGGAUGUAGAAUCAGGUGAGCUGAUGGAGAAGCCAUCUCUUGAGUCUCCUUCUAAAGUAUCAGAGGAAACAAGAAAAAUAUUAGAUGAGAAGAUCCAAGAAAAACCAGAAGAGGAAGAAGAAGAAGAAGUAGCACCACAUCAAGAAGACCAAGAGGAAGGUUGUUAUGGAUCAGAGACAGUUCCAGUACCCGAAAGUAUUGAGGUUAAAGAAAGAGCCCAAGAAGAAAGGAUGCUUGAUCUGGCUCCUUUGCAAGAUGAACAACUUUCAUCUGCGUCACCUGAAGGUGAGACCCUUGCUGAAUCCAAAAAGAUUGAAGUAGUAAAAGCCAAUGAGGAAGAAGAAGAAGAAGUACCAGACAAGAUCCAAAGCAUUCUUGAGACAGUUGAUAACGAACCUGUAAAAUCUAGUGAAGAAACUACAGUUCAUGAAUCUAUAAGCUUGAAAGAUGAUUCAGACCCAGUGGAAGCAAUCAAAAACUCAGAUGAUGCAGAGCAAGCCUCACAUGAGGUGACUGGAGACAGAGAAAAGGAAGAGGACAUCACCAUCCACAAAGCACAAGAGAUGCAAGAAAGUCUUACGGUUGUCGAAACGCCGACAAUUCAGGGCGAGGACAUUGAAUUGAAUGCUUCAAAGGAUAUUGAGGAACAUGAACAUGUGUUGGUGAGAGACAUACCACAAGAGGAGACCCUUGUACCUAAAGCUGAGACUUUAAAUACUUCAACAGUACAUGAGUCUUCAGAACCAAGUCUUGACCUGAAAGAGCAAGAAGAAACCGUAAAGACUGUCACACCAUCUGAUGAGGUGCAAGAAAGUGUUACGUUUAUGGAACCGCCAAAACUCUCACAAGAACAAAUAUCUAAAGAUACUGAAGAAGGUGAACAUGUUUUGGGGAGUAGCAUGCCACAGGUUGAUAUCAUUCCAUCAGAUCUUGCGGUAAAGGUAGAUAAAGAGGAGGUUAUGGAUGAGAAUAAAGAGGCAGAUGAAGUUGCUGGACGUCAGAAUAUGGAGAGAGGUCUAGAAUUGAAUGAGUCAGAGGCAGAGCUUGUUGAUCAAAACAUAACCGAUGAAACAGAGAAAAGGUUGGUUGAGAAGCCAUCUCUUGAGUCUCCUUCAGAGGCAACAAGCAAAACCUUAGACGAGAUGAUCCAAGAAAAACCAGAAGCAGAAGUAGCACCGCAUCAAGAAGGUCAAGAGAGCGUUUCACUACCAGAAAGUAGUGAGGUUGAAGAAAAAGCAAAGGAAGAAAGGAGUCUUGAUCUCACUCCUUUGAAAGAAGAAUCAUGCUUGCCAACGGCGCAAGACGAAGAAGAAACAAAAGAGCAAAUCCACAAGCAUGAAGAAGUCGAAUCUGAUGAAGUUACACAAGUUUCAUCUGCAUCACCUGAAGGUGAGACUGAUGUUGAAGCCAAACAGAAUGAAGAAACAAAAGCCAAUGAGGAAGAAGAACAAGUAGCAGACAAGAUCCUAAGAAUAGAUGAGAGUAAUGAAGUAAAUGAAGAAAAAUCUGCUGAGACCUCUGUGAAUGAAACAGAGGAUGAGCACAGUGCAACGGUUUUAGAAGAAGGUAUCUCAAAGAACAGUGAGAUCAUUGUGCAUGAAACAGCUUCAGAAGAAAUCAAAAACUCACAUGAGGUGACUGGAGACAGAGAAAAGGAAGAGGACAUCAUAACCCUGAAAACAGAAGAGACACAAGAAAGUCAGAAUCUUCUGUUACAAGAAGAGAACACUGAAUCAGAAUCUUCAAAGGAUACUAUUGAACAUGCACAUGUGCUGGUAAGGGAUGUGCCACAGAUUGAUACUCUUGUAACUGACGCGGAGGAUGCAAACACUUCUUCAACUGUCCACAAGUUCGAAAGUAAUGAAGCAGAGGUAGGCCAAGAGACAAGAAAAGACAUAGAACCGAGUUUUGACCUGAAAGAGGAUAAAGAAAAAGAGGAAAAAGAGACAGUCAUUUCAUCUGAUGAGGUGAGACCUUCUGAUCAAGUUGAUGAUGAUGUUCAGACAGAAGAAUCUGUUGAGGUUAAAUCUAAGGAGACCCUUCAAGUCGAAAGCACUGAGGAGAAGCAUGAGAAUCUUCUUGAUGUGCUCUCUGGAGAUUCUGACAAACUCCAAACCGAGACAGUCCUAGCAGCCAAGACAGAAAGCCAGGAUACAACUGAAGAGAUUCCAUCAGAACUUGUGUUGAAAGAGGAGCUUAAGGAUGACAAGACGGAGGUAGAUGGAACUCAAGUUAUGGGAGAACAGAGAGACCUAGAACUGCAUGAGCCAGAGGCAGAACAAAUUGAUCAAACCAAAACCGAUGAAAAGCUUCUUGUAGAAUCAGUUGAGAAGAUGCAGACUUCAUCUCUGGAGCGUCCUUCUGAAGAAGAAGAAGUAACACUGCAACAAGAAGGUUCUUCUGCCUAUGGAUUAGAGAUAAAAGAAGAGGAACAGGAAGGUGAGAUCAUUGUUGAUGCCGUAAAGCUAGCAAAUGAAGAACAAGUAGUAGAAGAAAUCCAGAGAAGUCUUGAGCCUAUAGAGCCAGAGGAGCAAGAACAAGAAACUGUUUCUGAGAGGACAGAAGAUGAAAAAGUGAAGAAGGAAGAACCUAUUGUUGAGGAGGAUGGAAUAAACAGCCAUUUGACUGAAGAGGCAAAGAAAGGAGAUGAGGAGACAGAAGUGAGCGACACGCAACAAGGUGAGACCAUUGUAAAUGAAGCUGAGGCUGUAGAUACUUCAACAGUCCCAGAAGCUGCAGUAUUAAACACAUUGGAGACAAAGAUCAAUGAAUCAGAGGCAGUGCAUAGCCCAAUAGAAGAAGAAACACAAGUGACAAAAGAAGACACAGAACCAAGACUGGACCUGAAAGAGGAUAAGGAACAAGAGACAGUCAUUUUAUCUGAUGAGAGCCAGGGAAGAGAAGAGUCUGAUGAGGUCAAAUACAAGGAGAAGGAUGCAAAACUUCUUGAGAAGAUGCAGAGGCCAUCCCUUGAAUCUCCUUCUGAACUGUCAGAGGAAACAAGCAAAACUGUUGAUGAGAAGAUUGAAGAAAAACAAGAAGAAGAAGAAGAAGUAACUCUGCAUCAAGAAAGUGAAGAGAUAGUAACAGUUCCAGAAAGUAGUGAGCUUGAAGUACAAGCCAAGGAAGAAGAAGAAGAAGAAUCAUGCCCAACAAAUGAGCAAAAAAAUGAAACGGAAGAGCAACUGAGUGAAGAAGAUAGUACUAGUGCACAUCAGACUCCUGUGGAAGAAAAAUCUGAUCAAGCUUCAGCUGCACCACUUCCACAGGAACGGGAAGCCGAAAAGAUUGACGACAUGAAAGAAAAUGAGGAAGAACAAGUAGCAGAGGCUGUUGAACCUCAUAGUUCAUUUCUAGAAGCUGCGAAGAUAGAAGAAGAAGAAAAAGUGAAGGAGACAGAAACGAUGGGAGAUACGGGAACAGGAUCCUCUAAACUGGUUGAAGAGGAGAAGCUGAAGCAAGGAAAAGAGAUACUUCAAGCAGAAGAAGUUCCUUCUAGUGAAACAAUUCCACAAGUGAUGGCGGUUCAACUAAAAAGAGAAGAUAAUGCAACAACAGAAAGCCAUGAGGAAGAAGCAACGGUUGCACAGACAAGAGAUAUUGAAACUUCUUUGACUGAUAAAUUCUCUAUAGAUCAGGAGGAGGAGCAACAAGCCAACGAGGAAAGCCCCAGAGAUGAGCAGGAGAAGGUAAUUUCAGCAGGGGAAGGAGAAACACAAACAAGAGAGCUUGAAGAAGAAAAUAUGGUUGAGAAGAAUGAUAAUGAGACUCUAACUGCAGAGAAAAAGAAAGAAGAUGAUCUAACUGCAGAGAAAAAGAAAGAAGAUGAAGACAAAACAGUGGGUUUAGAUGCUUCAUUGACAUGCACUAAGCAAGAAGAAGAGUUUGAGAAUCUUGAAACCCCAAAGGUAGAGGACAAGAGCCAGGAAGUUUCCGAAUCUAAGGGUGAUGAGACUCCUCCAUCCUUUAUUUCAGAACUAGAAGACAAAAUUCCAAACCAAAUUAAGGAGAUUCAUGAAGAAGAAAUAAAGGAAGCUGAAGUUGUGGUUGAUCAAACUUCAUCCUUAGUUUCAGAACAAGUUGAAGAGAUUAUUCAUGAAGAAGAAGAAGAAACAAAGGAAUCACGCAAGGUAGAAGCUCCGAGUGGUCAGGAUCUUCCAGUUGAAGCAUCACAUGCACAUCAGACUCCAUCCACUGAACUAGUUUCAGAACUUGAUGAUGAAACUGCAAAGGAGGUUGAGGAGAUUCAUCAAGAAGAAACAAAUGCUCAUAAGUUACAACAAGAAGAAGAAAUCCUCCCUACUGAAAGUGUUCCAAGUGAAUCAUUCAGUGAAACACAGGAGGAACGGCAUGUUUCUGCAGUAACAGGAGAGAGUGUGGGAGAAACAAAACCAAAAGAAUCAGAUGAGACUUCAACUAAAGUCACAAAGGUAGAAGAUACAAAGGAUACUGAUACCCAAGUGGCUGAUAUAGUGAAAGGACAAAGCUUAUCACAUGCUCCUGAAGAUGCAUGCCUGGAGCAGGAAAAGUUGAAGGAUCUUGGAACUCCACAACCCGGUGCAGUUAUGGAAGAUCAAGAUUCUGUAAUGAACGAAAAUAGCUCAGAUGAAUUUACUUUCUCAAAGUCAAUGGGAGAGGCAGAGCAGGGAGAUGAAAAUAGCUCAACUCUUCCAGUUGUUGGAAUCUUGAAAGAACUCCAGACUACAUUGGAGGAGAAGGAGAGAGGAACCAAUGUUUCUCAUGAGGGUGACUCAAGUGGGAAUGAUUUGAAUUCAAUCAAUGCCGAACCAGAAGCCCUGGAGAAGAGUCUUGUCGUGGAGGCAACUCCAGCUUCUGAGAUAAUAGAAGCAAGCAUGUUACAAGACAGCAUAAGCAGGGAGCUUGAAGUCAAUGUAGAAGAGCAACUACAAGAAGAAGCUAGAGAGAUUCUAGAGUGUAAGGAAGAAACUCCAGCUGAUUCGUCACUCACAGAAGUGUUACCUGGUGAGAAAAUUAUGAUUCCAUCAAAUCAAGAAGAAGGAAAGAAACAAGAAGACGUAAAUGCUUCAACAUCAGAGAAGAUUAGCCUACAAGAAGAAGAGCAUCCCAGAGAUUUUGAAGUCUCUGAGAAGGAGCACAACGCAGAGGCUCAAGAAACUGCUGAAGAAGAGAUGAACGAGGUAUUAACAUCAGAGAAGAAAAUCACAGAGCCUCUUCUGAAUGUAGCUGAGAAAGAAUUAAAUGAAGAACAUGUUUCUCAAGCCGUAUCAGAUGAUGAUACAAAGAGCAGUAAUGAGUUGGAUUUUCCUUCAGAACAAAUACCAAAGGAUCAAAGAGAAGAGGCUGAAGAAACCUCAUUUGAAGUCAAGAAGGUACCAGAAGACAAAAACGAGGAAACUAUUGAUGCUUUGAUCACAAGCGAAAAAGUGCAACUGCAAGAUCAGUCCAAGGACUUUGGCCUAGAGAAACCGUCGACUGAUCUCAAAUAUGUCCAGGAAGAUCUUGACGAUGGCCAUGAUUCAGUUUUAGCACAUAAGAAAGAUUCAGACUUAAUAGAGGAGAAGAAGGAGGUUGAUUAUGUGAAGAGACAGCCGGAAGAUGCAAUCAAAUCCACAGAAGAGAAGAACAUCAUGUCUGAAAAAGUUGGCCAAGAAGCAACAAAGGAGAUCUAUCAAGAGGAGUGCAAGCAAACAGAUACUGCAACUACUAUCAAGGAAGAGAUCAAAGACGAAGAGAAGGAGACAACAGAGGAUAGUUUGAACAGUAUGAAGAACACCGAUGAUGAAAUUAAAGAUUAUGGCCUUGAUUCAGUUCUAGCACAAAAUAAAGAAUCAGGCUCAAUAGAAGAGAAGAAGGAGGUUGAUUAUGUGAAGAGAGAGGUUGAUGAUGCAAUUAAACAUGGAGUUUCCACAGAAGAGAAGAACAAGAUGCCUGAAAAAAUUGGCCAGGAAGCAACAAAAGAGAUCUAUCAAGAGGAGUGCAAGCAAACAGAUACUGUAACUGCUAUCAAGGAAGAUAUCAAAGAAGAAGAGAAGGAAACACCAGAGAAUUGUUUGAACAGUAUGAAGAACCACGAUGAUGCGACAGAGAAAACUCAACCAGAGAUUCAAGAGAUUGAGAAACUGUCUUCUGUCAGCGAAACACAAGAAAAAACACCAAAACAAGAAGAUGAAGUUCCAGCCCAACAGAAAAGGGAAAUAGCUGAUGAUGUUUCAAAGCUAGAGAAUCCAAAGAUUGAAGAAGAGAAGAAGCAAAAAGAUGGAGAAGAACCAGCUAGGAAGUCACUAUCAGACCUCAUCCAAAAAGUGAAAGUAACAGACAAGACCGAAGUUGCAACAACAGAACUUCGUAUCGACGAAGAGGCUAAGGCAGAGGGAGAAGAUGAGGAUGGAGAUGAACAUAAAGAUGAUAAAACAAGUCCAGAUUCCAUUGUGAUGGUUGAAGCUAAAGAUACAGUUAACAUCAUCAAAACGCAAAAGAAAUCACAUGGCAUUCUCUCUGGUGUUGGCUCAAAGGUCAAACAUUCAAUUUCAAAGGUGAAGAAAGCACUCACUGGGAAAUCUUCUCACACAACAAAGCCUUCAUCACCACAGUGAGAAAUCCAAAAACAAAAACAAACAAUAUCUAUAAUGGUUUCUGUAUAUUUUUCGUUUGUUGAUUGAUUUGAUUGGCUUUUGUGAAUAUUACAGAUUUGUUUGUGGGUUGUUCUUUUCAUAAUCUUUUUUCCAUAUAAAUUUCAGAAUGAACAGGUAUUAUUACAUU
Messenger RNA from Brassica rapa (field mustard), 8428 nucleotides. Its product is annotated as trichohyalin. Lineage: Eukaryota; Viridiplantae; Streptophyta; Magnoliopsida; Brassicales; Brassicaceae. The record is from RefSeq and is a predicted model, not a curated record.